AUGAAAAUUUAAAAAGAAUAGAAGAAUAGGAAAUGCAUAGAUGAAAAAUGUUAGUUUGAGCUUAAUCCUAAUGAUUUUAUGUUAUAUGGUCAUGAAUAAAUUAUACCAGAAUAAGAAUUUAUAUAAUUAGGUUAAUUCAUUAUGGAAGGCAAAACUGACUUAAAUGUGGAUACUCUUGAAAAAAUUAAAAAAGAACUUGAAGAAUUUUUUAAAAACAAAUAAGCUUUUGAAAAUUUAAUAAGGAAAAUUUAUGAGGUAAUUAAAAAUCAUAUUAUGGAAGUUUAUAAUGUUAAGUAGGGAGAUUAAAAAUUUAUAGAGAUUUUUAAUUUGAAAUUUACUCAAUUGAAAACAUAAUAAUUUGAAGAAUUGACUUAAAUGGAUAUUGAUUUGAUUAAGUUAAUUAUUAAUCAUUGCUAAGUUUUAAUUCAAUAUUUUGAAGAAAUUUUAAUUAUGAUUGGAUUUUCUUUAUCAGAAGAAGGUGCUGAUUUUCUUGAAUAAGCUGCCCUUUUUAUGUUAUGGUAAUGUCUUUGUUAAAAAUUUGAUGAAAAACUUUAAAUUUAAGAAAUAGAAUUAGAAAAUAAUUUAAAAUAAUCUGAUAAAUAUAUUUUAUAUAAGUAAUAAGCAAAUUCUAAAGACUAAAGUAAGAUAUUAGCAGAAUCAUUAAUACAUCCAAUAAUUAUUAAUAUUAUGAGUAAUUCUUAUCAAAAAUUAGAUGAAAAAUGUUAGAAAUAAUUUAAAAAUUAAUUUCAUAUUCCCACUAGUUAAGAAAUUUUAAAAACUGUUGAUGAAAGUAUUUUAUAAUCAAAAGAAAAUUAAAAAAUUUUAGAUUACAUAAAAAAUCAAGUUCCAUAGAUUGAAAACUUUAUUAAUUAGUAUAUAUAAAAAAUUAAAGAUGAUUUAUUAAAUGAAUUUUAAGAUUAUUAUAGAUGUGAAAUAAAACUAUUCUUAGAAAGCUUAUUGAAUAAAAUUAAGAAAAUAUAAACUCUAUUUAAUAAUUGCUUUUAUGCUUAUAAUUGCUUUAAUUAAGAAAGUUUAUCCACUUAAUAGAAAUAAGAAUAACCAAAAUUCUUAUUCGAUAUUUUGAUUAAUUAUUUUUUGAAUAAAAGAUCACAAUACAUAAAUUAUUUAAAAAAAGAGUUUUAAGGUAUAUUUCAAGAUUUAGAAAUAUAAAAUAAUGAUUAAUAAGAAAUGAAUUAAAAAGUAGAAAAUGAAAAUGUAAAUGUUCUAUUUGAUGAAAUAGAAAUAUUACCUCCUUUUCUUAAAGAACUUUAAUCAUUGAUUACAAAAUAACUUUAGAUGAUAUAAGAUUUUAAGAUUGAAUUAAAUUUGCUUAAUUUAGAUGGUGAAUUUAAUAAAAUAAGAUAUCAAAUGACUGGAUGUUUAGUAAAAUGUCCUUUUUGUAAUAGAAAAUGUGAUCGUGAUAUUAGAGAAUUAAAUCAUAAACAUGAAUGUAGUUAAGGACAUUUCUUAAGAGGUAUUUAUAUUAUUAAUAUAAUUAUAGGAUUUUAAUAAGUACUUGUAGGUAAUAGUCCAUCUAUAUAAACAUGUAAUGAAAUAAAGAAUGAUUUUAAAGUUUAAAGAGUUGGAUAAGUAUUUUAAUGGGAAUAAAUUUAAUAAGAGCAUUAAAAUUGGUCAUUUAAUUCCUAAAAGUAAGAAUCUUUAUAAUUAAAAAAUUUACAAUUAAAGGCAUGGAAUGAAGGAGUUGGAAAUAUAGUUUCAUAAACUAUUUCAAAGAGAAUGAACAAAAAAAUCAAUAUAAUAAAAGCAGAAAAUAAUAAUUUUUAUUAAGAUUCUAACCAUUAUAUAUUUAUACUUGAUGAUUCAGGAAGCAUGUAAGGAUAAAAAUGGCAAAACAUAAAAUAGGGAGCAAUAGGAGUAAUGAAUUUAAUAAAAGAUUAAUAAUCAAAAGCAAAAUCUUCAGUAAUUGUAUUUAAUACGACUGCCAGAUUGGUUUUGGAUUAAUAAUUUAUUAAUACUUCAACUCAAUAACAAUAUAUUGAAUAUUAAGGUGGAGGUACAGAUUAUGACUAUGCAUUUUCCAUGUGUUAUGAUCAAAUCAUUAAGAAUUUUGAAUAUGAUGGGUUUAAUUUAAAAUUAUAUUUAGAUUUUCCAUUUAAUUUUAUACUGAUGGAGAAGCAAGUGUUCCAGAUGUUGCAAUCAGUAAAUUGAGAUCCUUACCAUAAGAAAUACUUAAAAAAAUCAAUUUAAUUAUAUGUAAUAAUAAUCAUUAAGCCUUAGUAACUGAAACAAAAUCACCUGGAGUAUUGUAAUAAAUAGUAACUUCUUUGGAAAGCUAUCUCAAAAAAGUUUAAUUAAUAACAUCUGUUUAGCCAAAUCAAGCAUCCUUAAUUUUAACUUAAGAUGUUUAAGAUUAAAUUAAAGAAGUAAUUAAUUGA
Paramecium sonneborni is the source of this 2396-nucleotide messenger RNA. The record is from the annotation of a GenBank genome assembly. Lineage: Eukaryota; Ciliophora; Oligohymenophorea; Peniculida; Parameciidae.